Messenger RNA from Tigriopus californicus, 1981 nucleotides. RefSeq lists its product as uncharacterized. Lineage: Eukaryota; Metazoa; Arthropoda; Copepoda; Harpacticoida; Harpacticidae. The transcript has 4 exons. The record is from RefSeq and is a predicted model, not a curated record. Bases 315 to 1463 code for a protein of 382 amino acids. Gene Ontology annotation, cellular component: membrane.
UCGGACCCCUGAAAUGAGAUUACACGCUCUGUUAGUCAAAAUGGUGAGCAAUUAUAAUUUGAGCGAGAGGAAACUUCCGAAGGCCUGAGCAAAGAAUACCUAUUUCUGUAUGGAAAAACAACAUUUCAACCAACAAUCCCCAGAGAAAACGUAAGAUCCCAUUUCCGUUCCAUCUCAAGACUUUGAAGUUUCAUUCGGGAUAAAGUGCAAGUAAUUCAGUUCACUGCCUUUUUCUUGUUCUAGGAAAGAUCUCAAAACGCGGGACUGACGAGAACCCCUUUACCCAUUACCACUGGCCCAACCCUCGGCCAAAGAUGUCCCAAGGCGUGACAAUGAUUGCCAUUUUUGAUGACGUCAAGUAUUAUGGUGAAGGCUGGACCCUGUCCUUCAUCGUGUUCUUUGGAUUGUGUGCCAAUGUGUUCGCUAUCUUUGUGAUUCGAGACUCGGAGCUGAACCUUAUCCAGAACUUUUCAAGGCUCCUCCAGUUUCAAGCCGCGUGCGACAUGGGAUAUCUCAUUACGAAUGUUCCAGCCUUUGUUUUCACUGGAUUUGGCUUCUCUUUCGCCGCCAACGAAGUGUCCUACUUCAAAUAUUCUCGUAUUAUGAUCCCUCUGCUUCAUAUCUUCCUCACCGGUUCGAGUUACACGACCGUAGCUUUGGCUGUGGAGAGAUUGGGCGCCAUGAAGAUCCCAAAUAACCAAUCGCGGCGAGGUCAAUUGGGCCAAUAUCCAUUGAUUGGAGUCCUGUCCUUGAUCAUAUGUGUGAGCGUUGGUUACAACGUUCCUCGUUUCUUUGACACGGAAAUUGCCUUUCACAAGGAAACAACGCUUAAACGAAUCAACAAUACGGGCAACCCCGUGGUUGAUCAUGAUGUUUUCCAAGUCGAUGUGCCACACUUGGAUCAUUCUCAGCUGUUCCCACUGAGCUAUUUCAUCUAUUACAAGCAGGUUGGAGCCUUCAUCUUGACCAGUCUCACUCCAUUCAUGGCCUUGACAGUCCUGAACGUACUCAUCUCGAGGAAGCUCGAGAUUUUUCGUCGAGUUUCCAUUCGCUUGGGUCGGGAACAGCGAAAAACGGUCCGCGCGACGGCCUCAUUGAUGGCCAUUGUCUUUCUCUUCCUCGCCUGUCAUAGUGUCAAACUGGUCGUCAAUGGAUAUCAAGUCAUUCAGGUUUUGAGCGUGGGUGAGCAAGUUCACACUUGGCAUGCCUGGUUGGAACACAGCACGACCAUCUCCCAUUUGCUCUUGGCCAUCAACUCCUCCAUCAAUUUGCUGCUAUACUGCGCUUGUGACCGUCACUUUUGGGUCAUUGCUCAAAAACGAGUCAAAUUACUCUUCGUGUGGCCCAUCACCCUUCGUCGGGAGUUUGCCAGUUUCGAGUGUGUCUUCACCAGGAACUUGGAAAUCCAGGAGAAUUACAUUGGAUCCAAGGAGACAAUGCAGACCAUGGUCACCGAACUGUGAACGUGUCCGUUUUUUAAGUCGGUGGAAAGUAGUUGGAACUUUUGAGUAUUUUUCUACGCCAUCUCAAACAGGGCACAGACACACACACUCACAUACACGAACACACCUUGCCUCGUUCGUUGAAAAACAUAUCCAAUUCUUUGGAUGUCGUCGCCACUUUUUUCCCUGGACAUAGUGCUUCAAUUCGAGACGGAAAAAAGGUCGGGAGAAAGAAGACUUUGCUCCUACACUUGGGAACGGUGAAACUCCCACGAGAUUUACGAGACCCUGAGGGCUUGUUCGAAUGUCAGAAUCCACCAUUUUGGUGUACUAUAUAUACAUAUAUCUAAUUUGUAUACGUACAUAGAAAUCUUAAAAAUGUUUUAUGGUUGUUGAAUAUGUUUCGAUUCCGUGUGUUUAAUUCCGAAUAUAUCCCGGUUUGCAAAAUUCCCAAUGCUCAAGUGUGAUAGCAUUCAUGUGAUGUCGCCGAACGGAAAAACCCUUGAAAUAUAUUUAGUCUAAUAUAUGGAACAAUCAAA